Arachis duranensis is the source of this 597-nucleotide messenger RNA. Its product is annotated as serine/threonine-protein phosphatase 7 long form homolog. The record is from RefSeq and is a predicted model, not a curated record. Gene Ontology annotation, biological process: meristem maintenance; meristem development. Bases 1 to 597 code for a protein of 198 amino acids. NCBI's taxonomy places the organism in Eukaryota, Viridiplantae, Streptophyta, Magnoliopsida, Fabales, Fabaceae. The transcript has 3 exons.
AUGGCGCGCCAAGCGGAGAAUGACGGGGACAUCAACAUACUGAACGAGAUGACACAUUACGCCGGGGCGGCCGACUUCGAGGCCUCGCCUCCUACUUUACCUCCGCCGGAUGCCAUCGUCCCGUAUCUGGCUGAGGCCAGAUUCAGCGACACCGUGCCCCUCAGGGAUUUUACUUUUGAGAAUUUCCUGAUUUCGACACUGAUGGAGCGAUGGCGUCCAGAGACGCACACGUUUCAUCUUCCGUGGGGUGAGGUCACUAUCACCCUGCAGGACGUGGCAUACCGCCUAGGCCUACGCACACACGGUAACCCCGUCGGGGGGAAUCGUGUCCUCCAAAUGUCCCAGACAGAUGAUUCCGAGACCCUCCAACAGUACGUCAGGUGUUAUAUUAUGCUACUUAUUGGAGGGUAUCUGAUGACCAACAAGUCCAACAAUCUGGUGCACCUUCAUUGGCUACUGUUGCUCUGGGACUUUGAGGAGUGUAGAGCAUUUUUCUGGGGCUCGGCUGUGCUGGCCUGGACGUAUCAGUCCCUUUCUUUGGCGGCUCAGCGGGGCGUCACAGAUAUUGUUGGUUGCACUCCGUGGUUGAUGUCCUAG